AUGGGAUGGCCUAUGAAAAUUCUAAAAGCAAAAUCUUGCAAAAGUACGAUCACGAGCACCCCUAACAUUCCGAGUGGAUCCCAUCUUUCAAUAGAAAUUGGGGACACUUCUGUUCAGGAUCCCGUCCUGUCCUCAUCAGCUGGUAAAAAUCAAAAUGUGCAAGAUCAAGUUGAUAUGCCGUAUUUCUCUGUUAGUCCAGAAAGACUAGCAGAACUUGUCGAGAGCAAUGGCCUGAACUCUCCUGAUCAUCCUCGUCCGACAAUCCAAGAAAUCUCUGAAGCUUUGCGAACCAGCAUUGAUUCUGGUAUAACAGGAGACGAAAAAGAUCUUGAUUGCAGAAUCAAAACGUUUGGUUCAAACCAAGAAUCAGACAAGCAACCCCAACUUGGGACUAAAGGCUUAAACCGGCUAGUCUUGGAAGCUUUCAAAGACGGCACGAUUAUCCUCUUAGUGUGUUGCGCAAUUCUUUCUCUCGUGAUUGAUGUCAAGAGAUAUGGUCCAGAAAAAGCAUUCCUUGAUGGAGCAAUCGUUUGUCUUGCGAUGUUUGUUGCUGUCAACUUUGGCCAUAUCUUUAGAUUCUUACAGCAAAAACGUAUUCUCAAAAAAUCACAGAAGCACCAAAAAGGUGUUAAUGUUGUGCGCCGGGGAAAGAUGCAGGAAAUACCAGCUUCUCAAGUGGUGGUGGGUGAUGUAGUCUUGUUGGGGACUGGUGCUCAGGUCCCUGCUGACGGAUUAUUCAUUGAUGGAUCCUCAUUCAAGCUUGACGAUGGUUUGUUUGAAAGAGGGGCAAACUAUGCCAGCAUGUUUACGGGUGCAAAGGUGGUGGAAGGAAACUGCCGGAUGCUCGUGACAUCAGUUGGGAAAAACACAGAAAUAAGCAAGUUAAUUAAUAUGGUAUCAGUCGGCAAUCAAAGAAAGCUCAUGGAUUCCAAGCUGCAGGAUGGUAUUGACCGAUUGAACUCUCGUUUGGAGAAGUUAUGGUUGAGCCUCUCCUUAUUGAUUCUCAUGGUGCAGGUGCUUAGAUGUUUCGUGUGGAAAUGUGCGUGUGAUGAAAGUCAUAAUCCAGACCCCAAGGGCGUAAAGAACACGGUGGAAGAGAUAGUCGAUGAAUCAACAAAACUCUUGAAAAAGCAAGGUGGAAAAAUCAAUGGAUUGGUGAGUAUGCUCUGCAUUCUACUCUUUGCAACAAGAGAUGGCUUGCCCCUAGGGAUUUUCAUUUUGUUCUUCGUUGUAUCAAAGAAAAUGAAGUUUUUCAGUGCCAUGAUUCAAAAGCUUUCUACAUGUGCCACACUUGGCUUGGUAACAACAAUUUGUCUUACCAAGACCAGUGAUUUAACCAUGAAGCAUGCAGAAAUGGCCGAGGUGUGGAUUGGACUUAACCACAUCAAAGAUAUUUCUCAAGAAAUAAGUGGCCAAGUCCUCGGGAAAUUGCAGGAAGCUGUUUGCAUGAAUUCUUCCGGGGGUCAAAUCGAGGAUUCUCUCCUUUAUUGGGCUCAACAGGUGCUUGAUGCGGACGUGGAUGACAUGUACAGAAACAGUGAAAUCCUUCACAAUGGACCCGUUGAUCGUGAGAAGGAUCAAAACUUAUUGGUUCUGAAGAGGCUUGAAGAAAAACAGGAAAUCUUGGAUCUCCACUGGAGAGGACCUCCAGAUUGUAUACUGCCUCGGUGUUCUAAAUAUUACGAAGCAGAUGGAACCAUGCAGGCCCUAGACGAAGGAAAGAGAGCCAUGUUCGACAAGAUAGUUGAACAAAUUGCAUCUUCUAAUCUCCCGAGCUUUGCUUUUGCUUGGGAGAAACUGAUACCUGAGGAACCAGAAACUCCAAAACCGGAGAAGGAAGGGUAUCUUGAUGAUGAGAAAACCCUACAGGUUGAUCGUGGAUUGACCUUGAUUGGCCUCGUGUACUUGAAAAAUCCGUAUCCACCUGAGGUAAGGCAGGCAAUCAAAGCUUUGCGGGACUUGGGAGUGAAUACCAAGUUACUGGUGGAUGACAAUCCAAAGGCAGCAAGGAUCAUGGCCAUUCACUCUGGAAUCUUGAGGCGUGAAGAUGACAGCGAAUUAACUGUCAUUGAUGGCUCAGACUUUCGGAACAUUUCCGAGGAAGUUCGCAUGAACAUGAUCGAUAAAAUCCAAGUGAUUGCAAAUGCCUCCCCUGCCGAUAAACUCCUAAUGGUGCAGUGCCUGAAAAAGAAGGAUGAGGUGGUGGCAACCGUCGGUUCAUGUAUAAGAGACUUUCCAUCUCUUGUGAAUGCUGAUGUUGGAAUUUUCAUGGGAGAAAAAAAUGCAGAAAUAGCGAAAGACUAUGCGGAUAUUGUUGCAGGGCUGAGUAUUGCUACAGUUGGUAACAUCUUAAGGUUGGGAAGGUAUGCAUGUCAAAGUAUUGAAAAGUUUCUGGAAUUGCAUUUGACUCUAAAUAUUUCUGCCUUCACCACAAAUUUGAUAUUUGAAGCUUCCUCAAUUGAGGUGCAACUUUCUUCGAUUCAGCUCCUUUGGACAAACUUAAUCGUGGAAGCUCUCGGAGCAUUUGCUUUGGCGGUAUUGAUGGUAGAAAUGGAACCAUCAAAAAGCACUCAAAGUCAAGGGAAGGAUAGGAAGAGUCCACCACCGGUUUUCGGUGCCGGUCCAGUUAUAACCAAGACCAUGUGGAGGAAUAUAGUCAUCCGGUCUAUGUUUCAAGUCGCAAUCUUGAUGGUCCUAGGGAUGAAAGGGAAAGAUAUGCUUCACAUUGACGAAGAUGUGCUGGAAACCAUGAGCUUCAAUUCUUAUGUUAUGUGCCAAGUUUUUACAUUGAUUGCAGCCAUGAAGGUAACUAAGAAGACCAUUGGUAAUAUUUCGAGGGGGGAAUUCUCGAUUGAGAAUUUGUUGUUCCUUGCGGUUGCGGGGAUGAUGCUGGCUCUGCAGAUGCUUCUCAUUGUGAUCAUGGUUGCUGUUGCUCACUGGGGAAGCUUAAAUUUCAAAAGAUGGUGGAUCUGUAUUGGACUUGCAGCGUUAUGUUCUCCCUUAGCUUCUGCUGCAAGAAGGGGUUCUGAUUUGGUGUUACCAUGCAACUGA
Molecule: messenger RNA, 3051 nt
Organism: Coffea eugenioides
Lineage: Eukaryota; Viridiplantae; Streptophyta; Magnoliopsida; Gentianales; Rubiaceae
Product: putative calcium-transporting ATPase 13, plasma membrane-type
Exons: 1
Coding region: 1-3051 (1016 amino acids)
Cellular component (GO): intracellular membrane-bounded organelle
Molecular function (GO): nucleotide binding; P-type calcium transporter activity
Source: RefSeq, a predicted model, not a curated record